Microcebus murinus (gray mouse lemur) is the source of this 1745-nucleotide messenger RNA. RefSeq names its product pipecolic acid and sarcosine oxidase (gene PIPOX). Gene Ontology annotation, molecular function: flavin adenine dinucleotide binding; sarcosine oxidase activity; L-pipecolate oxidase activity. Gene Ontology annotation, cellular component: peroxisome. The record is from RefSeq and is a predicted model, not a curated record. Lineage: Eukaryota; Metazoa; Chordata; Mammalia; Primates; Cheirogaleidae.
GUAGCUGGGACUAUAGCUGGGAGUCACCUUUGCCUGCCUUCUGCUUCUGCUUCGUGGGCUCUGCGACCGUAGCACCGACCAAGUGGGCACCAUGGCUGCUCUGAAAGAUCUCUGCGACGCCAUUGUGAUCGGGGCAGGCAUCCAGGGCUGCUUCACUGCAUACCACCUGGCCAGACACAGGAAGAAGGUCCUCCUGCUGGAGCAGUUCUUUCUACCGCACUCCCGAGGGAGCUCCCAUGGACAGAGCCGGAUAAUCCGAAAGGCGUACGCGGAAGACUUUUACACCCGGAUGAUGGAUGAAUGCUAUCGGAUAUGGGCCCAGCUGGAGCAGGAGGCUGGAACCCCACUGCACAGGCAGACUGGACUGCUGAUACUGGGGCUGAAGGAGAAUCCAGAAUUUAAGACAAUCCAGGCUACUCUGUCUAGGCAGAGCCUAGAACACCAGUAUCUCUCAUCUGAGGAAAUGAAGCAACGUUUCCCAAAUAUUCAGUUGUCCGUGGGAGAAGUGGGGAUCCUGGACAGGUCCGGAGGGGUUCUCUACGCAGACAAGGCCCUCAGAGCCCUACAGGACGCUGUGCGGCGGCUGGGAGGCGACGUGCGUGAUGGAGAAAAAGUGACGGAGAUAAAGCCAGGGCUGCCGGUCGUGGUGAAAACCGCCUCCAGGAGCUACCAAGCCAAGAGCCUGAUCAUCACGGCGGGUCCCUGGACCAACUGGCUCCUCCGUCCCCUCGGAAUCGAGCUACCUCUCCAGACCCUGCGGAUCAACGUGUGUUACUGGCGAGAGAAGGUUCCCGGGAGUUACAGUGCAUCCCAGGCCUUUCCGUGCUUCCUGGGCCUGGGCCAAGCCGCCCACCACAUCUACGGGCUGCCCGCGGGAGAGUACCCGGGGCUGAUGAAGGUCUGCUAUCACCACGGCAACCGUGCAGACCCUGAUGAGCGGGACUGCCCCGAGGCUCGCUCAGACAGCCAAGACGUCCAAGUCCUGUGCCGCUUUGUCAAAAAUCACUUACCUGGCCUGAAGCCAGAGCCUGCCGUCAUGGAGCACUGCAUGUACACGAACACCCCUGACAAGCACUUUAUUCUCGAUCGCCACCCGAAGUAUGACAACAUUGUCAUUGGUGCUGGAUUCUCUGGGCAUGGAUUCAAGCUGGCCCCUGUCGUGGGGAAGAUCCUGUAUGAAUUAAGCAUGAAACUAACGCCAUCUUAUGACUUGACACCUUUUCGAAUCAGCCGCUUCCCUGGCCUGGGCAAAGCUCAUCUUUGACCCCAGGCCAGCAGCCUCCCCUCUGUGCACCAGAGCCCCUGCUCAGAUGCAAGAAGUGGCCCUGCAACGUCAUCCUUUUCUGCCUCUCUUGAAUCCCCCAUAAACCCCGGAUGGUCGAGUAGACCUUCUUUCCCCGGCCAGCUCCCUAAUCCCAACUAGUUUUAUGCUUGCAAAAGGUCAAUCAGAUAUUCUACAAUCACAAAGUAGCAAGGACCUUUGGGAUGGAUGUUUCAAUAUGGAAGGGCACAAGGACUGGCUCAGGAGACCAAAGCAGUUGUUAAAAUUCUCUUCGCUGGGAUGUUUGAUGAACUUGAAAUGGAUUUGACUAAAUCUGCCCAAGAGAGGGGGAAUAAGAUGGUCUCUUAUAGGUCACUAUUGCCCUUGGAGUUCCUUUUUCCACAAUUAGAGCCACCCUCCAUCACAAAUGCCCAUAAAAUUUCUGGCUGAUCUUAGAUGCACAAUAAAAAUGUGUCAAAAGAGA